AUAAAUCCUGAAAAAAAAAUUGGAACUAAAAAAAGGAAACAAUUAAGGUGUUUUGUCCGUUGUGUGAUUGAGUCCCAAGAAGAAGAGAUAGGUAUGGCGGAAACCAGAAACCUGGGAAAUCUCAUCUUCCUACGUGUCGUAACAACAGCUUCUCCACAAACCGCCAUCACUAACGUGGCCAUCUCCUCCAUCGCCUCAUCAUCGAUCCAAUUUCCUCCCAUGGCUCUUAUAAAUGAAUUCGGUUUUUCAACAAUCACGUAUAGAAAGCAAUAAAAUUCAAUCAAUAGAAGCUUGUUGAAUUGAAGAGAUCGAUGUCGUCGGAACAGCAAAGGAAGGAAUUAGACGAUCGAGCGAGAAGAGGGGAGACAGUGGUACCUGGCGGCACCGGCGGGAAAAGCCUCGAGGCUCAACAACACCUUGCUGAAGGGAGAAGCAGAGGAGGGCAGACAAGAAGGGAUCAGUUGGGAGCAGAAGGGUACCAGGAGAUGGGGCGAAAGGGUGGUCUGAGCACCGGCGAUCAAACCGGCGGUGGACGUGGUAAGACCGAUGAGGGAAUCGACGUUGAUGAGUCCACGGGAUGAGCCGAGGUGCCUGCGUUUUGUUGUAAUAAAAUGAAACAGCAUCAGGAGUGUGUGGUUUAGUUUAGUAAUGGGUUCGUUUUUAUAAGAAAAGAAAAAAUGAAUGAAGGUGAAUUUGGCGUUCAUUUCACCAUAUUCCAAACUUUUUUCAUAUAUGUAUAUAAAUCUAUACUUAUAU
Cynara cardunculus var. scolymus (artichoke) is the source of this 756-nucleotide messenger RNA. Its product is annotated as em-like protein GEA6. Lineage: Eukaryota; Viridiplantae; Streptophyta; Magnoliopsida; Asterales; Asteraceae. Gene Ontology annotation, cellular component: cytosol. The coding region runs from base 312 to 581 and encodes 89 amino acids. Gene Ontology annotation, biological process: response to abscisic acid. The transcript is spliced from 2 exons. The record is from RefSeq and is a predicted model, not a curated record.